UAUCACAUUCUACUCUUCACUUGGCACCUUCAUUCUUUCUACAGAGAAAGCAAUUGGAUUUUCAUGAUGCCCGGCGCUAAAGUUCAUCCAUCAUACGCGGAGUCAGAGACAUUCAUUGAGGUGGAUCCGACGGGAAGAUACGUGAGGUACCCGGAGCUUCUAGGAUCAGGUUCAGUGAAGAGAGUGUACAGAGCAUUUGACAAAGAAGAGGGAAUAGAAGUGGCCUGGAACCAAGUGAGAUUGAAGAACUUCAAGGAUGACCCUGUCAUGGUUCAUAGGCUUCACUCCGAAAUCAUGUUGCUAAGAGGCUUCUCGAACGACCACAUCAUUUCGCUAUUCGCAUCCUGGAAGGAUGACGUCAGCGACACUUUGAAUUUCAUCACGGAAGUAUGCAGCAGCGGCAGUCUGAGGGAGUAUAGGAAGAGGCACAAGAAUGUCUCCAUGAAGGCUGUGAAGAAAUGGUCAAAGCAGAUUCUAGAAGGUUUGAAUUAUUUGCACACACAUGAUCCCUGCAUCAUCCACAGAGACCUCAACUGCAGUAAUGUGUUUGUCAAUGGAAAUACCGGCCAGGUUAAGAUCGGUGACUUGGGCUUGGCGGCGGUUGUGGGGAGGAGUCACUCAGCGCAUUCGGUUCUGGGGACGCCGGAGUUCAUGGCGCCGGAGUUGUACUCGGAAAAGUACACGGAGAAGGUGGACAUAUACUCGUUUGGGAUGUGUGUGUUGGAGAUGGUGACGAGAGAGGUUCCGUACAGCGAGUGUGAAAGUGUUGUGAAGAUAUACAAGAAGGUGACGUCAGGCGCGAGGCCGCAGUCGCUGAAUAAGAUUAACAAUUCCGAGCUCAAGUCAUUCAUUCACAAGUGCAUCGCUCACCCGCCCUCUGCUAGACCUUCUGCUGCCCAGCUUCUUCACGACCCUUUCUUUCAUGACCUUCAUUCUUAG
Messenger RNA from Arachis stenosperma, 939 nucleotides. RefSeq names its product probable serine/threonine-protein kinase WNK11. The transcript has 2 exons. The record is from RefSeq and is a predicted model, not a curated record. Gene Ontology annotation, cellular component: cytoplasm. The coding region runs from base 64 to 939 and encodes 291 amino acids. Gene Ontology annotation, biological process: intracellular signal transduction; protein phosphorylation. Gene Ontology annotation, molecular function: ATP binding; protein serine/threonine kinase activity. Lineage: Eukaryota; Viridiplantae; Streptophyta; Magnoliopsida; Fabales; Fabaceae.